UCAAAGAAAAAUAAAACCACACAUAAGAAGUAAGGUUAGUGGUUAAGUUAAGCGGCUUUGGUUAUAAAAAUUGUAAACAAACUCCCACUCAAGGCCAAGCUGAAUAAAUCACAUCAGAUAAAGCUGCAAAGUAAAUAUUAUCAUAAAUGGACAGAGAUAGCGAGGACAAUAGUUCGUCUCAAUCUCACAAAACAGACUCUGAUGAUUCUAACCUGAGCAAUGUAUCAUCUGUCUAUUCCGACGAUGACCCAACUUUGGACAUGUUAGAGCACGAGUCUUACAAGAGUUACAGCGAUAAUUCCAUGUCUGAGUACGAAAAUUCCGACGACAGCAUGCUAGAAGAAAACAACAACGACCCUAACAAUAAUAUGAGCGACGAAAAUCUGGAGGGGCAAGAUCCCUCAUACUUAGCGUCUAGCCCUCAGCCAGGCUGCAGUCGGCAUUUUGAUUCAAUAGAAAACGGACGCGAUUAUUCUCGAGCUAGCAAAUUAACCAGUGAACAAAUUAACGGCAUAGCCGAAAACAUUCUACGAGCUAUAACUAAACUCCUUGGAUCCUUAACCCACCAGAGCAUUGUUGAGGCCAUUCGGAAGAAUCUAACAAGUGGUAAUUAUAAAUUAUCCUUGCAAGAUUUACUACCAAGUGAAUUUAAUCUCGAGGCUAGAAGAAAACGUCGCAACAGUGACGAUAUUUCCAACGUCGAUAUGAAAAAAUCUCGGGAUAAUAAUCCGACUCCAGCGUCUCGGGGUACUAGUCCGACUCCAGGGUCUCGGGGUAAUAGUCCCACUCCAGGGUCUCCAGUACUCUCGGGAUUUCUUGCAGGUAAUCCAAUUAAUAUUGAUAAUUUCUGGAAGAUGCCAAAGUAUCAUUCCGUAGAAACUUUAACAAAUAAUAAUCCAAAUCCGGUUGCUAAUGUUGAAAAAAUUAAUAAUCCUACUGUUGAUAAAACAAAUUAUUCUCUACCAGUUUUAAACAUUCAACCACCCACACCUUUUAGUACACCUUCAAGUAACCCCAUUAAUUUACCAUCUCAUUUACCAUUACAACGUCCAGUACAAUUACCAGUACCAGUUAAUAAUGGAAUAAUAAUUCCAAUGAAAAAAAACAAAGUCGCUCAAGCAACUACCAAAUUUACUGUUUCUGAUACUGCUGAAAGAAACCUAAACCGCGUGCCAGAUCCUAAACCUUCUACAGUUACUAGUAGAGUUCAAGAAAAUUUAUUACAACAACAGUACUUCUAUCACCAUUUACAACAACAACAAUUUCAUCAACCACAGCUACAACAUCAAAAUUUACAACACCCGUUAUUCUUCAAUAAUAUUGUAAAUUCAAAGUCUGCUGCUGCUGGUUCAAACGCAAAUGCAAAUGCAAACGAUAGACAAAAAAAUGUCGAUGAUUAUUUUGCAGAAUUGCGUAGAACAAAGCAUAAGUUAGCGAUGGAAAAAGCGAAACUAGAAAAACAUUCUUCAGUAAAAAAAAAUCACCCGAUAAUAAAUCAGCCGGUGCCUUUAAAAAAGAAUGAUAAUCAACUGGAUGUUGCUGGAUCUCCAAUGGUUACUGUAAUGAAUAAUAAACACGAUCAGGUUCAAUCAAACCCGAGUACUUCGAAUGCAGGAAGUAAAGUUUGUGAAGAAAUUUACCAAAAAUUGAGAGCAAUGUUUCCGGAUAUUGACAGAGAGUAUAUUAAGACCUUCUGUCCGGCGGACUGGGCUCCAGGAACUAGCCAUGAUAUCCAGUUUGGAAGCAUCGUGGAGAGCAUUUUACAAAAUGAGGCUUCCUGGGUGAUUGAUGUUCAUCCUACUAAUUUCAUGAUUCAUGAGGCUAAUGAAGAUGAUGGGCUCACUCCGAAUGUUGAUGAUACUUAUGAGUAUCUUACGGGAAUUUUUCCCAAUGCAGACCCGCAUUUUUUGAGAAGCGCUGCCGAGGAGUUUAAAAAUGAGAAUGAUGUUAAGACUUUUGUGGAUGAGAAGUUAAAAAGCAAUGAUUAUCCGACUCGUGAGCAAUACUUGGCUAAGAUUAAGGUCACUGAAGAGCAGCAGAGAUAUACGAAGAAUUUUAAUGUUGAGCAGUUUCUUAGAUUGAUUCCCGAUCCGUUUAAACACUUUGAGGAUAAUAAGAGGAAGUGCGAGUAUAGCUUGAUUGUCCUUGAGUUCUUGAAGAAUGUGUUUAGCAGAGUCAGGGUUAAUACCAUCUCUAGGAUAUAUCGGCGUCACAGCCACAUUUUGAGUCUAGCUGCAAAAGAACUGAGAAAUUCAUCAGACUUCAUUGUUACACCUCGUCGCGCUAACGAAAUUCCUACUGAAGACAUUUCAUUGCUGCAAGAGAUGGCUUUCGUGCGUCACUACCAAGAGAUCCAUGAUCAUAUGGAGAUGAUAAAAAAAAGAGAAGAGGAGGAAUUCAAUUCUCUAAAGGCUGCUGGGAGCUUGUGGGCAUGUCAGUGUUGCUUCGACGACGAAUGCAUGCCUUCCAAGUGCUCAACUUGCGAAAAUACUCACGUUUUUUGCAAUUCCUGUGUUAUCAAGGGAACCGAUACAAGACUGGGAGACGGAGAGACACGUGUGCCAUGCUUCCUCAACUGUGGAAGUGAAUUUAGUAUCUCCACUCUACAGCAUGUUCUUCCGCCGACCAAGUUCAGUAUUUUACUGAAAAAACGGCAAGCUGCGGAGGUCAUGGCAGCUGGGUUGGAAGGAUUAGUCUCCUGUCCAUUCUGCCACUUUGCGUCGAUCCCGCCAGAAGGAGAUAAAGUAUUCAAGUGCUUGAAUCCUGAGUGUAUGAAGGAGUCAUGUAUCCAGUGCAAGGAACCGAAUCAUGUGCCGUACAAGUGUGGAGAGCUGGAUAAGAAAGACAAGGCCAGGAAGUACAUCGAGGAGAAGAUGACCCAAGCGCUGACGCGUACUUGUUAUCAGUGCAAGAGGGCUUUCUUCAAGGAAGAGGGAUGUAACAAGAUGUUGUGUCCUUGUGGAGCUAUGAUGUGCUACAUUUGCAAUCAGCCUGUCAAGAGUUAUGAUCAUUUCCGCGGACAAGGGUCUACUGAAAUGAACAAAUGUCCAUUAUGGAGUGAUAACAUACGUCUGAAUGCUGAGACAGUGAGAAAAGUUGAAGAAGAUGCACGAGCGGAGGUAUUAAGACAAGACCCAACUCUGGAUAUUGGAACUACUGGACUAGCACCUGCACUUCCACCACCGACGGCUGGACCGCAUCGUGAUAUACCAGAGACUCAAAAUCUUGCUAACGUUUUGGCGGCACGAGUGUUGAAUAAUGAUCGCUUAAACUUACAAGACCUAAACCGAAAUCGAAAUUAAUUAGUAUUACGUAAGUUUUAUUACCGCCAUUAUUAAGUUUUAUUUUAUUUCAUUGUAACUAAUUUUUGUUAUUUAUGAAAUAUUUUAUAUCCUCUUCAUUAAUCUAAGUUAAUAGUAAUCUUUGAAUUGGCGCUAAAAGCCCUCUUUAUACAACCAUAACAAAAAAUACCUUAAUUAUUAUUAAUGUCAAACUAUUAAU
Molecule: messenger RNA, 3501 nt
Organism: Cotesia glomerata
Lineage: Eukaryota; Metazoa; Arthropoda; Insecta; Hymenoptera; Braconidae
Exons: 6
Coding region: 147-3302 (1051 amino acids)
Source: RefSeq, a predicted model, not a curated record